Rhinocladiella mackenziei CBS 650.93 is the source of this 2736-nucleotide messenger RNA. RefSeq lists its product as uncharacterized. The coding region runs from base 1 to 2736 and encodes 911 amino acids. The transcript has 10 exons. NCBI's taxonomy places the organism in Eukaryota, Fungi, Ascomycota, Eurotiomycetes, Chaetothyriales, Herpotrichiellaceae. The record is from RefSeq and is a predicted model, not a curated record. Gene Ontology annotation, biological process: regulation of DNA-templated transcription; DNA-templated transcription. Gene Ontology annotation, molecular function: DNA-binding transcription factor activity, RNA polymerase II-specific; zinc ion binding; DNA binding.
AUGGGUGCUCCAAGCCCACAGUCCGAGACGCAGUCGACUCCAGCCCCAGCUCAGUCGCAGACCUCCAACAACGACCAGUCGGCCAUAGGUAGUGCGCCUGCAAACCAAACACCAGGACACCCGAGCUUCAGGAGGCAGCGCGCCUCCCGUGCGUGUGAAACAUGCCAUGCGCGGAAAGUUCGGUGCGAUGCGGCAUCCCUUGGGGUUCCAUGCACAAAUUGCGUAGCAUUCUCCAUUGAGUGCCGAAUUCCCAUUCCCAAACGGAAGAGGGCUGGUGCUGCUCGAGCGAGAGAUGAGGAAAGUGAGGCUGGCGACUCCCAGCAGCCAACUACGCCCACAAAUCCCCGGCUUACACGCCCGUCACUACCGAAACCUACUACUGGGUACAAUUCUCCUGAUGGAAUUCCGUCUACCCAAAUGUCGGAGGCGCAAGCCGCCCAGCAAGCCACCAAUAAUAGCACCAUGGCCCAGUUCAUGAAACCCAAGUUUGCUCGGGCCCCUAUUAAAGAAGCCGGCCGAGUAGCCUACCUGGGAGAGUCUUCGAAUCUGUCGUUGUUGGUGCAUGAUCGACAUGGCACCACCGAUGUGGUGCACUAUCCAUUACCAGAGAACAUUCGAGGAGCACGUGCUCGUCUGACGGAGCCAGACCAGAUGGAAAUUGAAAUCCUCCAACAGCGAGGGGCAUUCUUACUUCCGCCCCGUGCUUUGUGUGAUGAGCUCGUCGAUGCCUACUUUCGAUGGGUCGCUCCCAUUGUACCAGUCAUCAAUAGAACACGGUUCAUGAAGAGGUAUAAGGAUACGAAGAAUCCGCCGUCAUUGCUGCUUCUUCAGGCCGUCUUGCUGGCGGGCUCCAGGGUCUGCACGAAUCCGCAGCUGAUGGAUGCCACAGGCUCCACCACGCCUGCAGCAAUGACCUUUUAUAAGCGCGCAAAAGCCCUGUACGAUGCCAAUUAUGAAGAUGAUCGCAUUACAAUUGUACAGGCUUUGGUAUUGAUGGGCUGGUACUGGGAGGGGCCCGAAGAUGUGACGAAGAAUGUUUUCUACUGGACUAGGGUGGCUAUUGUGGUUGCCCAGGGUGCUGGCAUGCAUCGAAGUGUCGAAAGCUCACAGCUCAGCAGACAAGACAAACGGCUUUGGAAGAGAGUUUGGUGGUCUCUCUUCACAAGAGAUCGAUCGGUUGCUGUGGCCCUAGGUCGCCCUGUUUCGAUCAACACCGACGACUCUGACGUCGAGAUGAUUACUGAGGAAGACUUCAUCGAAGACGAGGGAGAUCCAAAUAACGACUACAAGGCCGACCCGGUCCACAUUCAGUUCUUCUUGCAAUACGUCAAGCUCUGCGAGAUCAUGGGUCUCGUCUUGUCUCAACAAUAUUCGGUCGCAUCCAAAGCCCGGAGAACAAAUGCCAUCGACCUUACUCAUAGUGACAUGGCAUUGGCGGACUGGCUUCAAAACUGCCCUCGGGAAGUAUAUUGGGAGCGCUCACGCCAUCAUUUCUGGUCGGCCCUGCUCCAUUCCAACUAUUAUACGACGUUGUGUCUGCUCCAUCGAGCUCACAUGCCGCCCGCCACGGCCAAACCGCACGACUAUGAAAAUGUGGACAUGGCCUAUCCUUCUAGGACGAUCGCAUUCCAGGCCGCCGGCAUGAUCACAUCCAUAAUGGAGAAUCUGCUGGCCCAUGACCAAGUCAAGUAUACCCCAGCGUUCAUUGUGUAUAGUUUAUUCUCUGCUCUGAUUAUGCAUGUGUACCAAAUGCGCUCUUCUGUGCCAUCCGUUGUGGCGGCCAGCCAGGAGCGCAUCAACGUGUGCAUGAAUGCUCUGAAAGAAGUCUCCAAAGUCUGGCUGGUUGCCAAAAUGGUCCACACUUUGUUUGAAUCCAUCCUUGGAAAUAAGGUCCUCGAAGAGAGACUCCAGAAAGCAACGGGAAAGAAGGCUCAACGGUCCAGAGGGAACCCAAAUUCUGGAGGUCAGUCGAAUGGAAAUGCGAACGGCAACACGCAACCUGCGGCUGCCCCUGCAUCGGUGCCAGCUCCGCCGCCGAACCCAAGCAAGCGCAAAUUUGACGAGAUCGACUUGGGAUUCAACGUUGGACCGCCGGCUCCUCAGAUGUCGUAUGAGCGAUCGCGACCCCAGACACCAGCCGUGACACCUUCUCGAGAAUUACCACAACAGCAUCAACCGCACAAUUUCUUAGGUUCCCCUCCGUUGCAGACCGAACAAUACCUGCCAUCGUCAAGGUCUCGAGGAGCAUCUCGGAUACCAUCUCGAGGACCCACCAGGGCCAACUCUCCAUUCAAUGGGUACUCCAUACCUGCCACCCCCCCGGAUCUAUUCCUAGUAACUCGAGAUUCACCCAACAUUUCACAACAAUUAUGGGAGAAUUUCCAGCCUGACCAACUGUUCCCCGAUGGAACCAUUGGAGACGUCAAUAAUUUCACAAGUCCUGUUAUGAAUCAUGCUGUCGACCCUCAGCUUCAGAUGCAGGCUCAGGCAAUGACGGGUCAGCAAAUACCGCAGAUUGACGUUUCAGGGCAACCUCAAGUAUGGCCCCCAGGAAUGCAAGGUAUGAUGGGGGCUGGUAUGGAGAUGCAUGACAGCGACGGAUGGUCGACGAGUUCGAUCGGUAACGCCCCGGUAGCGCCCACUACUCUGAAUGUGGAGGAUUGGUUCCAGUUCUUCGGUAUCAAUGGAGAGAUGGCUGGAAUGAGCGUUGACGGAACCCAGGCUAAUAUUGAAUGA